AUGGGUGCCAGUGUCAGUACGCCCGUUUCACCUCCGGAAACCAAACCGGCAGCCGAUGGCUGUCCAGUCGACCAUAAGACUCGAGAGAUCUGGCUAGCUCAAAAUAAGAACGCCUCACCACACAAUAUUCCUUCCCAGGACUCAAAAGAACGUCCGGCUAAGCUUCAAAGACCCCUCUCUACCGAUCGCGAAGUCAGUAGUAUCCCACGAGCAUUACCUUCUAGCAAACCAGUUUCUGAAGAGCCACCACCUCCUACGUCCCCAUACGCGCAACAGCCUGCAGUACCGGUUGCUUCACACGGAAUACCCUCGAAUGCUGAAUCCGAAACCGGCGCCGACGGCAAAACCGGAAACUGGAUAUAUCCAUCGGAACGACAAUUCUUCGAUGCAGUACUGCGCAAAAACAACACACCCUCAUCUACAAAAAAUGCGACUGAACUAGCCACAUCCGUGGCGUCGAUAAUACCAAUACAUAAUGCUGUGAACGAACGAGCUUGGGCGGAGAUAUUAGACUGGGAAUCAAAGGGACCUACGUCGGAUCCUGGAAGCAAAAAAUGCGGAGGGCCCAAAUUAUACUCUUUCCGGGGGUUAGGGGCCGAGAGCCAAUAUUUGAGUCCGCGUGCAAGAUGGAAUGGCUUUUUGGGUUAUCAGCUUCCCUUUGACCGGCACGAUUGGGUUGUUGAGCGAUGUGACGGCGCAAGGUUAGAAUAUGUUAUUGAUUUCUAUCAGGGCAAAUCCAACCAAAGAGGAGAUGGAGGCAAGUUGAACUUCUUUUUAGAUGUUCGGCCGAAGUUAAACUCCUGGGAAGGUAUAAGAAUGAGAGCCAGCCGGUUCGUAGGCCUGUAA
Molecule: messenger RNA, 846 nt
Organism: Nannizzia gypsea CBS 118893
Lineage: Eukaryota; Fungi; Ascomycota; Eurotiomycetes; Onygenales; Arthrodermataceae
Product: cytochrome c1 heme lyase
Exons: 1
Coding region: 1-846 (281 amino acids)
Biological process (GO): cytochrome c-heme linkage
Cellular component (GO): mitochondrion
Molecular function (GO): holocytochrome-c synthase activity
Source: RefSeq, a predicted model, not a curated record